CGGCCCCUCUGCAUGGUCCUCCUCCAGCAAAGCGUGUCCCCUGCCCGCGUUCGCGGCCAGGACAGUGACCGGUUUGUGUACAAGAACAAGAAUAUGGCUUCUCCUAAAGUUUACACCCUGCAGCCUUGGGUCAACAACCUCCUCCUGAAUUAUGAGCAGAUGGAUCUCAGUGAGAAUCUCCUGGCUGGGCAGGUGCUGCGAGUCUUGUGUGACUCAACUGUGCCAGGCCAACCUGAGGCUGUCCAAGAUGCUGUCCUGCAGGUCUCAGAUGGGUCCUACUACAUCCGUGUGGUCAUUGCAGCCGAAGCUCUGCAGUCAGAGAAAAACACCCACACGCAAAUCAGACUUCCCAGCCUCAUUUGCAGAAUUAUUGUCUUACAGAAGUACACAGUGUGUUUCCAGGAGGAAGCCAGGCCGGAGGACUGUGAGUUCUACCUCCGGGUCCAGAAGUUCAUCGUGCUGCCCAUAGAGAAGCUGAGGUUGGAGUCAUCUGACGGGAACAAGGAGCCUUCUGUGAUGCAGAAGGUAAAGAAGCUCUGGCUAAGGAAUCUUCCUGAAAGUGACAGCCCCAGCUCAGAGUCAUCCAUCUCUCAGCUGAUUGAUGCCAUAAGACAAAACCAUCUGGAGGAUUUGAAGGAAAGUGCUGAGGAAUGCCUGGAUUUAGGGGUGCCCAAGAUGAUGCCGGCAACAGGGAAGGACGAGGUUCAGGUCACACAGUGGGAGGCAGCGCGCAAGCAAGAGCAGGGUGAGGACACCUUCGUGGUCCCGGCCAAUAUCCUGGUGGUCCCUCCUGAGGAGGGGGCAGUUGCUUGUGAUUCUUCCCGGGCAGAGACAAGUGAAGCAACUCCCAGGGAGAGUGGUGAUGGCAGGAUGGGGCUGACUGAGCUGAGUAUCAUAUCCCAGCCCAGCUCCACCACAAGGCUGGGAGUGGGCCAAGAUCAAACUUUUUUGCUGAAGUCAACCCCCAGCUUCAUCAUUGCAGCUGUCGCGUCAACGGCCUUGUCGGAGAGCCCGGAGGGAUCUAUGGACACCCCCUGGGACAGGCUCCCCCCAGUAUGUUUGACCAUGAGCUGUUCAGAUGAGAAGACACUUUCACAAGGCCCUCCAUUGAAGACCAAGCAAGAUGUGGCUGCUGACAGCAACACCUCGGACUCAUUGGAGCUGUGUAGUCAGGAAUCCUCUCAGGGCAGGUUACCAGGAGUGCCAGUGCAGACCUCCUCUCCCCUGCUCGGCAACUAUGGCAAUGCCAGUCUGGUGGAGACCAGCACCACACAGGCACCAUCAGCCAUGGAGGCAGCUUUUGAUGCCCCCAGUCCUUCCCAAGGACCACAGGCUUUGGGGAGCUCUAAGGCAACACCAGUGCCUCCUUCUCCAGUUGCUCCCAUCUUGCCCAGCAGCUGGUUGCAAGCCCUGCCCGAAGGGAUGCCUCACCAGGAGCAGGCAGACUCCAGUGUCACCACUUUCCCUCCAGAUACAUUGGAGCAUGGUCUGGAUUGUGUCAGGUUCCUGGGAGGAGGUGCUGUGGGUGCCAGGAAGAAGCUGCUGGAAGGAGAUGGCCAAAUACAGCCAGCCCACCAUGAGCAGCAGCAUCCCCGAGGUGCCCGGAGGUGCAAGAGGAGAGAGAUGGGCAGUAGGCUGAAGCCUGUGAGCACACAGGGUGCUAAGAAGAGCAGAAAAGAGGAGACAGGGAUGCAGCAUGGAAAGGAGCUCGAGGAGGAGGAGGAGGAAGCAGCUGUAGUGAGUGGCCCCAGCUCCCAGGCAGAGCAGCGCAAAGCUCUGCAGCCGUACAAGAAGAAGCCACUCCAGUACAAAUAUGAGGCACCGAGCCCUGAGCUCUGCAAGCAGAUAAGAUCUAUCAGGAUCUCAAAGGUGAUGCUGAAGUGGGCUUGCUGGGUCCUGAUGGAGGAUGUGGAUUCCUGAGCCCAGCCUGUCCUUCCUUUCUUCACUGGUUCAAGUUAAGGCUGCUAACUUGAAGAGCAAUUGGAGGAAGGAUGGAGGAACAGGACCCCUGUCCCCAAGGGGCCCACUGAGUGGGGUUGGCCUGACUGUAGAGGCUCUGGCUGUAGAGGCUCUGGGGACAUGACCUGUCAAAGGCCAGCACCCUCAGUGCUGAAGAAUGGGGGAAAGCACCCAUUCAGGGGUGCUGGCUCCCUUCUCCCACUUCACCUUCUCCAUCCUUUCAGAACUCCCUGGCACAGUGGAUGGGGACAAGUGGUGACACAGUGCCACCGCAGCAGAGCUGUGUUUGUCAGCCCCCCAAUCUGAUCUCCGCUCCGAAGGCAGCAAGGGAGUUUGGAUGUUUUAUUGGUUGGCUUCCAUAGGGUCCUGCACUGUUCAUUACAAAAAAUACCCCACAGGGUUAUGCUGUAGAAAUGAAAAAUAAAAAUUGUAUAUUUUUUAAA
Pezoporus occidentalis (night parrot) is the source of this 2402-nucleotide messenger RNA. It is a transcript of the gene ACD, whose product is annotated as ACD shelterin complex subunit and telomerase recruitment factor. Bases 13 to 1920 code for a protein of 635 amino acids. Gene Ontology annotation, biological process: telomere capping; negative regulation of telomere maintenance via telomerase; protein localization to chromosome, telomeric region. Gene Ontology annotation, molecular function: telomeric repeat DNA binding. The transcript is spliced from 14 exons. Gene Ontology annotation, cellular component: shelterin complex. NCBI's taxonomy places the organism in Eukaryota, Metazoa, Chordata, Aves, Psittaciformes, Psittacidae. The record is from RefSeq and is a predicted model, not a curated record.